AAUCAAUAAAAACAUAAAAUUUAAUGCGCAAGGAGCAUCAGAAGUAGGAACAGGAACAAAAAUAAUAUUCCUAAAGGACGACAACAAAACACAUAGUAAUUUUUGUACAGCUGGGGAGGCAUACAACUUGCAGUAAAAUCGUGGAAAAAGGAUACGAAGUUAUUUACCCGGACACCUGCAGAAAAUCGAAGGUGAGCGAAUAUUGAGUAUUUUCCGUUAAAGAGAAACAAAACAGAAAGAUCUGAUUUGGGUUCAAUUGAGGAUCAAUCCAUCCUCCAGGGGAAGAAGAAGCCACAAGCAAAAGAACCUAAGGAAGCAAUCAACAAUCCGCAGAAAUAAAGAGGGAGCUAAAAAAAAACAAAAAUUUGCAGCAAGUUAGAAAGAAAGAAGUACGAGGGAGCUCCGGAAGAUUCCGAGGCGAAUCCAAAGAUUACAACAAAAUGUAUAAAACCAUUAGGCACGGGGAAAAUAGUCUGCAGUACACGAUUUUGCCGCAGAACGACGACUUUCGCAUCGAGGGAAAACUUUCAGGCUCAGGACGUUCGGCCUCUGCCGGCGGAGGAGCCUCGUCUUCCGGAUCGUCAACCUCUUCUACAGGACCCGUCAAAGCCAAAGGCCAGCGACGACGGCGGUCCUUCUUCGCCUAUUUGGGCUUAAUUUUUGUGUGCACCGUGAUCAUUGGGGCCGUGCUUAUCCCCUUUUUGGUUUCUGCCGAGUGUCUACCAAAUCCUACAGAAUGGUUCUUGAAAACUAAGGCGGCGCUGAUCCACAGCUCACAAAGAGGAGGAUCGGGGGGGAGUGGGGAGGCUGUCGGGAAUUCCAUAUCACCCACAGGAUCUCCCCUGCUGCAGCAGAAUGUGGGAAGAAAUGUGCAGAUUGUUAACCGGAAUGGCAUCGAACAGUUUAUAAUCCGUCUGAAUAAAACUAACUCGAAUGCCACUACCACCAGAAGCUCCACCACCAUGUCAACCACCACCAGCAGCUCCAGUACCACCACCACCACCACCACAACUACCACGACAACCACCCAAGCUCCUACAACAACAACCACUACUACAACCAGGGAGCACCCAAUGACCACACCGCGAUAUUCGCCGCCUGCCACCACAAUCACCACCCGAAUCAUCCAGGUUCCCCUUCUGAAAUCCGCUGCCAAGAAACCCAUAAUGCCACCCGUUUUGGCCAAAGCCCAGGAACCCCAAAUUCAGACCGGCGCUGGCCAAAAUUCCAGGAUGCAAGUACAAUCAGACACGGAAGAACAAUCUUCGGACUCGGGAAUCGGCCUGGGCAACGAAAAGAGCAACAGCGCCUGGAUAAAAACGCACUGGGCUUACAUUGAUCCCUCGACCUACUUCCAAUGGACCGGCUACAAGGACGAGGAUAGUGUUCUGCUGCCAGCUCUUUUGGGUUUCGCCCUCAUCGGAGUGAUUUUGAUAAUAACGGUUUGCCUGGUGGCACGCAACAAGCGCACCAUUGUGUCCUCCGUCCGCAAGCGAAAUCGCAAUGAUAUUGAGGAACAGGGCACCGAGGAUAACGCCACCCUGCUGACCGCCACCAAUAUGUCGGACGACGAUUAAUUGGAGCUCGUCUAGAUGAUUCCCAGAUUAUUCCCGAUUAUCCUUCCAUUGAAGCUUUUGUUUAUUGGCCUGCUUAACCCGUCCGAAAUAGCUGGGAUAUCGGCCACUUCCGUUUUUGAGACAUGCGUAUUUACCUUAAUUUAAGCUAAGAAUGCCCCACACUCUAUAGUAAAUAUAGCGGAUCUCAGCGCUGUCCAACAAGCCAAGCUAAUAUGCUUAAACCGAAACCUAAGAAACUUUCUCUGUUAUGUUUCUUCGUCCCUUUCUACAAAAAAAGCAAGCGGAAAGGAAACAAAAAAAUAUUUCUAAAAAUGAAGAAGACUGUUUCUGAAACGACAUGAACACAAGCGAGCUAAUUUUUAUAGUUUUCCACAAAAUAUUUAAUGCUUUUAUAUCUCGUUUUUCGAAAGUAUCUUAUUCCCUGUGUGUUUGAGAAUGUGUGUGUGAGAGCUGAUUCCUCGAUCCAUUAAGAUACAUACGUAUAAAUUUAUGAAUAUAAAUACGUAUAUAUAUGAAAUAUUCAUGAGCUAGCUCGAUAAUUUAAAUUGCUAAAUUAGAAUUAUGAUUGGAACUACAAAUUUCCAUUUAUCACAAAGAAAUUAGACUUCUAACAGGUACAGUGCGCUUUAAAGCACGAAGAAAAAAACAACUUCAAUGCAAAAUAUUAAAUCUUUAUUAACAUCAACAAUACUUUUUAAUAAGGGAGCUCCUUUCAACAUAAUUGUACUCAAAAAAGGAGUUUUAUACAAUCUUGCUGCUCUAAGCCGCGCUGUACCGCAAAAUUUACCUAUAAAAUCGUAAGACACAUAAAAUAAAAAAAUCACCAAAUUUAAAUUUCGUGUGAGCCCAAGGAAAUCGCACCCAAAUCAAAUGAAAACGUCCAGAAUAAGAAUAUUUUUUGCGUAAAAAGUGCUUCUCCUUGCUGAGCGUGGACUAUUUUUGAUUUAAAGCACAAAAAUGUUGAGGGAUGCAUUUAGCCUGCCAAGGAUCUGGAUUCAAAUUUAUGUUAGAAUCCUGCACAGCUAGUAAACAUAAAACACCCAAAAAGCUUGCAGAAUAAAUUCAGAUUGGGCAGUAAAACCAGGAAGGAAGUAGAGUUUGUAGCGAGGGACUAUUGUAUGUCUACAUAAACUGUGUAUAACUGUGAAGCAUUGACAAGUAUUUGAGAUGAUCUGUAUUUUUGUAAGCCUAAUAUUUAAAGCGACAACCAAUAAUAAAAAAAAAACAACUCCAGAGAAGCAACUACAAAGCAUAAGAUAUCGGGCGGGGCACUCGCAACGCAAAAUUGAUUUGCUCAACAUAUAUACACACAUAAUAUAUACAUAAUAUAUAUAUAUAUAUAUAUAUAUAUAUAUAUAUAUAUUUACAAAAAUAUGUUACGCAAAGUAUAAGGCUUGCAUUUACAUUUACAAGCGGGAUAUAUCCUCCAUAUGUAUAUGUUAUCACUAAUUUGCAAAGCUAAACUAAAUCCAUAUAUACAAAACAGAUAUCCGACCGGAGAUGACAAACACACACACUAUAUUGAAUGUUUUUGCUUGUUAAAGUGCAUAAUAAAGAAGAAAACUCAAAACAAUGGAAAA
This is a messenger RNA of Drosophila subpulchrella, 3157 nucleotides long. Its product is annotated as cell wall integrity and stress response component 4. The coding region runs from base 441 to 1577 and encodes 378 amino acids. NCBI's taxonomy places the organism in Eukaryota, Metazoa, Arthropoda, Insecta, Diptera, Drosophilidae. The record is from RefSeq and is a predicted model, not a curated record. The transcript is spliced from 4 exons.